Molecule: messenger RNA, 567 nt
Organism: Pyricularia grisea
Lineage: Eukaryota; Fungi; Ascomycota; Sordariomycetes; Magnaporthales; Pyriculariaceae
Exons: 4
Coding region: 1-567 (188 amino acids)
Source: RefSeq, a predicted model, not a curated record
AUGACGAACGUGACGUACGGAGUAGCCCGGUACAUACCACCUACCCACGUAGACGACAGGUCCUUUGCAUUGGGCCUGGUGCAUUCACGAGGCGGGUGGGUGACAGAAAAGAAAGCAAGAAAAACGAGGGGUCUCACGCAACACACUCUCAACAAACACGGCUGUACUGUAUACCCAGAGACGCGGCUGUGCCUUGGAAGUGUUCAAGUCAGCCUGGAAUUCCGAGGGGUCACAAGUUUCGAGUUGAGGACGGCUACCGAACAAAAAAGAUAUAUUGUCGCUGCAAAUUUAUUGAGCCGGCCCGGUUUCGCUAGACCUGCAGGCUUCAGGAGUCCCUAUGUGAGGAUAAUUAUGAUCGUCGCAUGGUACAAGAUUCACAUGCCACCAGCCACGCAAAGAACUUGGCGCGCUCUCCACACCCGCCUCCUCCCGGCUCCGAUGACCGCCGUCGUUUCGGGGAAUCGGGACGAGGCGUCAGGCGUCUACCACUCGGCGCGUCCACCUCCACAUGCAAACGUUGGUCCGUUCUCGCCUCCUCUCGAGACCAGACAGCUACGCCACACAUAA